Messenger RNA from Alligator sinensis (Chinese alligator), 2997 nucleotides. RefSeq names its product NF-kappa-B inhibitor delta. The coding region runs from base 383 to 739 and encodes 118 amino acids. The transcript has 4 exons. Gene Ontology annotation, molecular function: protein binding. Gene Ontology annotation, cellular component: nucleus. The record is from RefSeq and is a predicted model, not a curated record. Lineage: Eukaryota; Metazoa; Chordata; Crocodylia; Alligatoridae. Gene Ontology annotation, biological process: regulation of gene expression.
AUGACCUCGGGCAUCCAGGUCAAUGUGGAGACCAGGAACUUCGAAGGUUAGUGAGCCCCAGCUGGGGGGUGGGGGCUCGGACAGACAUGGGGGGGCACCGCAGGGUGGAGGGGUCAGAGGCAUGCUGGGUCAGGAGUCAAGGCUCAGGCCCCUGCACUGGGGGCAGUCAAAGAUCAUAGCAGUGGGAUCGGGGAGCGGGGAAUGUCGCAGGGUGAAGUCUGGGGAAUGACACAGGGAUGGGAGGAGGUUGGUGUCAGUGGUCAAGGAUCAAGCUGGGUGUGACCCCUCUGCCCCCACAGGACAGACCCCCCUGCACUGUGCUGUGGUGGCACCCGGCGUCACCCCCUCUGCCCGUCUUGCCUGCGUCACCACCCUGCUCCGCAUGGGGGCCGACUGCACCAGCCAGGACCUCAAGAGCAACAAGACAGGACUGCACCUGGCCGUGCAGGAGGGGAACGUAUCCCUGGUGGAUCUCUUUCUGCAGCAUCCGGCUGCCCCACGGCUCAUCAACAUGAAGGCCCACGGGCACACGGCACUGCACAUGGCAGCAGCACUGCCUGAUUCCGUCCCCCGCACCACCCUGGUGCGCCUCCUGCUGGCACGCGGCGCCGACCCUAGCGCCCGCAACCUGGAGCACGAGCAGCCAGCACAUCUGCUGCCCCCGGGGCCUGCUGCCGAGCAGCUCCGGCUGCUGCUGAAGACUCGCCGGACUGCCCGUCGCCCCUCACCCCCCUCUUAGGACCCCCACUGGAGGGCAGGGGGGGUCUCUCUAGGACCCCCCCUCCGUGUCAGUGCCCACCCCCACAGUGUGGGUGGGGGUUCAUGUCCUGCCUCUUGUCUAUUUAAUUAACUUAUUGUUGGGGGGAGGGGCUGGAUGCCUGGGUUCUGCCAUGGGUCUGUGGGGUCCUGUGACAUCUGGGUUCUCCCACAAAUCUCACCCCCUCCACCCCCCUUCCCAGAGCUGGGAUAGAACCAAGGGGUCCCCAGGAGGGGCCUUAACUCUUUCCUUCCCUGACCCCAUCUCAGGCUGGGGGGCAACCCCCCUACAAGCAAGCAAAGAACCCAGGCAUCCGCCUCUCCCCAUCUAUAUCAUUUCUGUGAAAUGGACUCAUUAUGAACCACACUGGUUCAUUCGGGGGGGAGGAGCAGUGGGGCAGGGACUCAGGUGUCUGGUUGCCUUGCCCUGCCCUGCCCUGCCCUGCCCUGCCCCACUGCUCCUCCCAUCCCAGCCCAGCCCCCACCCCCCACCGGGGGGCUGGGGUGGGCUCCGGGCACUGUGUCGCCUCCCCACUUUGCUGGCCACCGGCUGCGGGUCCUAGUCCCCGUAUUGCCAGGGCCCGAGGGAGAGUCUCUCUCAGGGCCGAGGCCAGUGCUGUGGCCCCCCCUCCUAUUUGCCCUCCCAAAUGGGGGGGUUGGGGGGGUCCCUGCAAAGCUCCCCACACAGCAUCUGUGUGACAGAAACCCUGUAGGCCAGAUCUCUGGUUCCACUUGGCCUCUCUCCGCCCCAGAGCUAGGCUCAUCCAGGGGCUGGGAGAGGCCUUUAUGGCUGGCGUUCUAUGCAGCCGUUCCCCACCUGCUCUACCCCAGAGCUGGCAGCAUCUUGGGGCCUUCAUGGCCCAUUAUAUGCAGUACUUCCCCAGAAGCUCCACCCAAGAACUGGCUGCAUCUCAGUCCUGGGAGAGCCCUUUAUGGCUGGUGUUCUAUGCAGCUGCUCCCUAGCUGCUCCACCCCAGAGGUGGUUCCAUCUCAGGCUGUUGUAUUCAGCCAAUUUUUAUCUGCUUCACCCCAGAGCUGACUGCAUCUUAGGGACUUCAUGGCUCAUGUUCUAUGCAGUUGUUCCCCAGAGGUUCCAGCCCAGGGCUGGCUGUAUCUCAGGCCAUUCUAUGCAGCCAGUCCUGACCUGUUCCACCCGAGCUGGCUGCAUCCGGGGCUGGGAGAGCCCUUUAUGGCUGCUGUUAUAUGCAGCCAGACUUUAUCUGCUCCACCCCAGAGCUGGCUGCAUCUCAGCCCUGGAAGAGCCCUUUAUAGCUGGCAUUAUGCAGCCGCUCUCCAGUGCUUCCACCCCAGAGCUGGCUGCAUCUUAGGGCCUUCAUGGCUCAUGUUAUAUGCAGCUAUUCCGCAGAGGCUCCACCCAAGAGCUGGAUGCAUCUCAGGCUGUUCUAUGCAGCUGGUCGUGAUAGGUUCCACCCCACAACUGGCUGCAUCUCAAGUUGUUAUAGGCAGUUGGUUCUAUCUGUUCCACCCCAGAGCUGCUGCAUUUCUGCAUCAGGAGAGCCCUUUAUGGCUGGUGUUACAUGCAGCCACUCUCCAGUGGCUCCACCCCAAAGCUGGCUGCAUCUCAGGCUGUUCUAUGCAGCUGGCCUCUCUUUGCUCCACCCCAGAGCUGACUGCAGCUCAAUGUGAGGAGACCCCGGCUCAGCUGCUGUUCUAUGUAGCCCGCUCCAUAGGUGUUCUUUGUCACCAGCUCCACCCCAGAGCUGGCUGUGCUUUGGGCCCCGAAGAACCCAUCAGCCUCAGUGUUAUAGAGAGCAGGGGCCCAGCUGGCUGCGCCUCGGUGCCAGAUGGGACCCAGAGCUCCUGGGUUGACAGGUAGCAGAGUGUGAGGCCCCCCAGGGACAAGGUGCGUGCACGCGCAUGCGUGUGUCACAGAUGUCUGGGUUCCCUGUGUGCAUGUGUGUAGUUGUGUGUCCCAGGCUCCUGGUGUGUGUGUGUGUGUAUUUGUGUCCCAGAUGCCUGGGUCGUGUGUGUGUGUGUGUGUGUGUGUGUGUGUGUAUCCCAGAUGCCUGGGUCCCCUAUGUGUGUGCGCAGCACAUCACACCCACCAGCCCUGGGGGGCACAGAGCAGGGCCCGAGGCUUUGCUUGUGAACAAAGUGGGAGGGGUGGGCAAAACGGGGGUCCCAGCCCUGCCAGGGGCAAAUAAACUUUUCAAAGUGCCCUCGGCCUGGUCUGAGUCCCUGGUGGGGAAGCUGCCUCCUCCAAACACAGCACCCCCUGGU